This is a messenger RNA of Amphibalanus amphitrite, 2650 nucleotides long. Its product is annotated as collagen alpha chain CG42342-like. Bases 334 to 1569 code for a protein of 411 amino acids. The record is from RefSeq and is a predicted model, not a curated record. The transcript is spliced from 20 exons. NCBI's taxonomy places the organism in Eukaryota, Metazoa, Arthropoda, Thecostraca, Balanomorpha, Balanidae.
CGGAGAGGUCGGCGGGGGAGACCAGGCAGACCAGGACCUCCCGGGCCGCCCGGACCACCGGGACCUGAAGGACCCAAAGGACAAAAUGGAUUCCCUGGCAGAAAAGGCGCCUCUGGAGUUCCAGGAUUUCCGGGACCGAUUGGACUGGAUGGCCCAAAAGGAGAGCCGGGCGAGCCAGGGAAGGCUGGACCACCGGGGCCUGCCGGAAGUCCUGGAUAUGAUGUCUUCUCAACUGCCAAGGGCGUCAAACGAUCCGUGACUAAUAUCCGCGGCGGAACGCUAGGUUACGCCGAAAUCGUGGCGAUAAAGGGUGAGAAGGGCGAGCCAGGAGCCAUGGGUCCUGCUGGACCCACCGGGCCCACCGGCCUCCCCGGCAUGAACGGAAUACAAGGAGAGGCCGGCAAACCGGGGGCGCCGAGUGACCCCGGCCCGCCGGGUCCCGCGGGCCCCGCCGGGCCUCAGGGCCCGCCCGGACCUGUCGGAGAACCGGGAAUGAAGGGAGACAAGGGUGAGCGAGGUCUCAUCUCGACCGUGGAUGGAAGUUUCCCGACAGGAUUCAUUGAAGGGCCACCGGGUCCACCAGGUCCGCCCGGACCACCGGGUCCUCUGGGUGGUCUCGGACCAAUUGGUCCACCCGGACCGGCCGGCAAAAUAGGACCACCGGGACCGCGAGGCAGGCGCGGCAAACGGGGUAAGAACGGGCGAGCUGCCAUGAUCGGCCGGCCUGGCAAACCGGGACCGGAGGGCCAGAAAGGAGAGCACGGCAUCAAGGGCGAGAAAGGCAACAUCGGUGACAUGGGUCUCCCCGGUCUGCCGGGAGAGCGCGGACCGGUUGGUCCUCCGGGCCGGGAUGGCCUCGAUGGGGAGACGGGACCGCAUGGUCCUCCCGGCCAACCGGGCACCGGAGGACCAAAAGGAGACCACGGCGAUGUGGGAGACAUGGGACCACCGGGUCUGAUGGGACCACCUGGUCUCCCGGGACCUCCGGGUCUGCCAGGUUCGCCAGGCGAGAAGGGGGAUAAGGGGGAUUCGAAAUACAAGAAGUUGAGACGGCGGAACGGAGCCAAACCCUCCACUGAUCUCAUCGAAUACAUAGCGGGACCGCCGGGUCCGGCGGGACCACGGGGCCACCCUGGUCCGCAGGGACCACCCGGUAUAAAGGGCAGUAGGGGCCUGGACGGCACGAGAGGACCACAGGGUGACAAAGGCGACAAGGGAGACUCCGGUCCGAUUGGUCUGCCGGGUCCGAUGGGAGUCAGAGGACUCCCCGGUCACAAAGGCACGCCAGGAUCACCGGGUCUUCCGGGUCUGGACGGUGUAAAAGGAUAUAAGGGAGAGCCGGGUCUGAAAGGCGAGCGAGGCGAUCCCGGACUACCGGGAGAGAAGGGAGAUCGAGGGCUAAUGGGCCCAAUCGGUCGGCGCGGUCGAAAAGGCGAUCCGGGGGAGAAGGGAGACCAGGGUGUACCCGGUCUGGACGCCCCUUGUCCGGUGGGAAGUGACGGUCUACCACUGCCGGGCUGCGGGUGGCGGCCGCCGCCGCACCAGAAUGAUGCAUCGAUCGUGCUUUGAGCUGGCGUGGAGCUGCCAGAUUGUUGCCAAACGAACACGGGACGCGGCCCAUAGCCGUGUUGAACGCCGCGCCGUCUUCUGGUUUAUAGAGGGCGCCACAGCCAAAGCGGACAUCAAUUGUGUUUACGUGUUUGUGAGUCAUGUAGGGCGUUGUUUGUCUCCGUUUGAGACAUUGACUCAAUUGAGGCAUAGUGACUACGAUGAGUUCACGAGGGACUCAAUGAAUCGGCUCUACAAAAUGGUGGCAGAUGAUUGGCGUGAGACUGUAAAUGUGUCUAUUGAGGACGCUGCGAGCGUCUGAUAUAGGUGUCGCCACAAUCGUCAGAUGUAGAUGACGCUACCGUCGCACGGCGUUACAGUCGAGUCCGUUUCACCGCCGAGGUUUACUGUGCCAACACUCGUUUUUGCCAACUGUACGUACGGCCCGAACCGCACACUGUAUAGUGCGGAGUUGUGCCAAGGUACACCUGUACUCAGCUAGCUCGGUCCAGUCACGGGCGCCGCUAGUAUGACGUCAUAGGAAGUGUUAAUGUGACGUCAUGGAAGGCAGGUAUGUUUAUAGGGUAAACUGAACAAGGGCAGAACCCAUGGACUGAGUUAUGUUUGCUGAUCUGCCGGCCUCUGUGUAAGCUAGUUGAAGCACAUGAAAUAUGUUCAGAGUGUACGUGAGAGGUUGUAAACUUGUGAGCAUGCGUAUUUGUAUAGCAUCAAUACGUAUGCUGUAAUGUGUCCAUCUCAGUGGAUGCCAGUGCGCAUGCGCGAAACGACGUACAUGUUGAAGCAGGUCAAGUGUUUGGACGUUUGUUUUAGCUGAAGCACGUGCGUACUUGAUGAGUGCUAUUACCGUGUUGAUCUGUUUCGUCGAUAUCUAGAACGAACAUAUUGUCAGGCAUAAGGCUAUUUAUACAAUGCCAUUUUUUAUUUGGCAAGAUAGAUGAAUAACUGACGGAAACAUGUUGUCCUCUCUCGUGAAGAUAAUUUUGGGUUACGUUGAGCAGUUUUAGUACUCGGUCAAUAUUUUAGAUUUUUGUCAGUGAUAGCUAAAAUUUACUGACAAUAAAUAUUGAUUUUCCUUUAUGAA